Molecule: messenger RNA, 1106 nt
Organism: Diospyros lotus (date-plum)
Lineage: Eukaryota; Viridiplantae; Streptophyta; Magnoliopsida; Ericales; Ebenaceae
Product: glutaredoxin-C11-like
Exons: 1
Coding region: 355-663 (102 amino acids)
Source: RefSeq, a predicted model, not a curated record
CAAAUCGUCCGGAAGCAUUUUUCUUAUCCAAACAUCUUAAGGAACUUUUAUUUUAUCGGUUUUAUUUGAUUUUUUCACCUCCUUUUGGGAUUAAACAAUGCAAUCCCAGUGCUUUCAACUUCAACUAUAAAUAUGGGUUGAUGAAAGCUCUAAGUCCACCAUAGAUAAGCCUUAGGGGAACACAAAUCUUUAGUGCAAGUUCAUUUGGUUGGCUUUCGACAUUCCUUGUUUUUCUACCUGGUUCAAUUAGCAGAAAGAAGCUGCAUUUCUAGUGAUUUCCUAAUCUAUUCUUCACAUUGCUCUUGUUAAGUUUGGUAGAAGUCGUCAAUCAGGUCGGGCUGCUUUUUUCCCUAAAUGGACAGGAUUAGAGAUCUGGCAUCAAGAAAGGCUGCGGUGAUCUUCACCAAGAGCUCAUGUUUCAUGAGCUAUAGCAUCGAGACUCUGUUUCAUGAACUUGGUGCAAGUCCAGCCAUUCAUGAGCUUGACCGAGAGGCAAAUGGAAGGGAAAUGGAGUCAGCGCUACAAAGGUUGGGGUGUAAGCCCUCUGUUCCAGCAGUUUUCAUUGGCGGAAAUUUUGUAGGCUCUGCAAAAGAUGUCAUAUCUCUUCAUGUUGAUGGCUCUCUGAAGCAAAUGCUCAUUGAUGCCAAGGCUAUCUGGUUCUAGCAGUUAGCAGUCCUAGAACCACCCCUUUGUGAUGUUAGAGUCCAUGCUAUACUAACCAAGCUCUGGUACCAUCUUAUAUGGUUGGUACAUCAAGAGCUUUUCCUUUUUGCUUAGUAACUAAGUUCAGUCACUGGAGUGUAUAAAAAGCCAGCCCAUAUGGAUAUGGCUAAUAGAGUCCUAUAAACCUCGAAAACUCAGCAGAGAAAGAAAUUGUAGAUUUUCUGCUGUUUUCUUGUGUAUCUUUGUUGACUUUUUGUGUGUGCGGGUGUGCAUUUUAUGCUUAUGCACUUAAAAUCCGAAAUUAACUUUGUGAUCAUAUGUCUUGGCAGACAAUGUCCCACUAUUAAGAAGAAACUAGCUUCCAGACAAGCUACACUAAACAGAAUAAAAUUUACAGAAUGCAUCACUUUGAAUCAGUAAUCAGAUACGGCUUGACAGGAAAC